Molecule: messenger RNA, 3896 nt
Organism: Pocillopora meandrina
Lineage: Eukaryota; Metazoa; Cnidaria; Anthozoa; Scleractinia; Pocilloporidae
Source: the annotation of a GenBank genome assembly
GCUCAUUUCCCGAAAAACGGCUGGUAAUCGAAGGAUAAGAAAUGAACAAAGCUAGAUUUUUUUGAUCAUUUAAUCUUUUGUUUCACCACGCUGUCGUUACGAACGCCGUCUUGGUUUGUCCAAAGUCCCUCGUAGAACAUAAUAAUCUCACUUCAAUCAGAAACGGUUUUAAAUUUGAAAUUGUUUGAUGGCAUGCUCGGGAUUUGAGUCACAAAUUUUCACUUGUGGACAAGGGUAUUCACACCAAAACGUAGUGAUAAGAUUGGAGGACGUAUUUCUCCGGAAAAAAAACCUCGACAAUCGAUGGAAACAAAUUUCUGGAUCCACAAUUGCUUGAAAAAAAAAAAACCAGCAGAGAACGGUUAUCCGUCGACAUGAAUUUGAUUGCAUCGAAAAGAGGAUUUGGUGGCUAAGCAUAAUGCGUUUACAUGAUGGUGCUAUUUCGCGACAUAGUGGAUCGCCACGGAAAUUUGAUGAUCGUCUGGUGAAGAAAGGCAUUAAAAUCGGUUUGCUGGGUUGGAAAAAGGGAACUGUUGAUAACGGAAAAGAGUAAUUGAUACGAGUCGGUGUAAAUCAGAGAAGGUGUCAUUAAAAUUGUUGACCAUUUGAGCAGAAAGUGAGUUGAAAAAAUAUGUAUUGAGGGAAAAUAAGACAAUUUAAACUAGUCGUUUAUAGGUCAUGAUUGCUUAGCGAUGAAUGAGUCGCAUUAAAGUUCUCAUAACUUAUAAAAAUAUUACACUUGAAUCGAGUGUUCUAUCAAUUAAUUAUUAAUCAUUUGAUUUGCAUUUUCUCAUUUCCUUGAUUUUUAUUUUUAAUAGUGGCUGGUAGUAUAAGCUUCACAGGGGACAUACCAGACCGUACAAUAAAAAGGCCAGACUAGGUGACGAUGUCGCUCUGGGCUGGGGCUUCUCAUACAACGAUUUGGGAGGCAAUCCAGGUGGCCCAUUUGGUGCUCCAGACGUGUCCGAAAUCAGUUUUGGUAUUUAUAAAUCCAUACAUAGCGAAACUUUCUUGAGCGAGAAACUUGUUGUUGUCAAUAGUGGUGGAAAUUUUAGUGUGCAAGAUGGAUUUGAUAGAAAAAUGGAUUGAGCCACUCAAAAUACAAAUUAACAUUCAUUCUGAAAAACAUUGCUAUCCAAGAUCAGGGAAUGUACGGAGUGAAUGUUGAGCUUGGCUUGAGUCAGCUGCCGCUCAAAGAUUCUGUGAUUGUUAUCAUACCAGGACUCUCGUACGUGGUUCAAAAUGGCAGCUCGAUUGUCCGUAAAGGUAAGGCAAAUUAAUCCAGUGAUAUCCUUAACCCUAUUUUGUUUAUAACUAGUGGUGAAAUGUAGACUUCAAAAUUCUAAUAUUCUACCUUUUUUUUUAGAGUCAGCCUACAUGAUGGAACCUUUUGAACUAUCGUUUACAAGAUCAGACCACGACCGAACUGCUGACCGUUUCAAGUACACACUCAAAAAAGAUACCACAACCAUUUUCAUUAUUGGAAAGAACAGAGAGGAUAACACAUUCAGUUGCUCUCAUUAUGUUUCUCAAAAACCUACACCCUGUUCUGAUGAUUCCUUCUCAGUGAACGAAACUUACGUUUCUUUCAAACUAAGAAAUGUUACCUCUCAAGAUGCUGGUCGAUACCUCUGUAUAAAGUAUUCAUCUGGGCUCUACAAUACAACAUUCGAGGAAAUCGAUCUUAAUGUACUAGGUAACGUAUGCAAGUAUGUUUUAAUGAUUUACUGACACUAGGGCCAGGCUAGUUUUAACCAGAAUUGAAUUUAAGAAAGACCAUUCAUUUUCUUUUAUACUGCAGUUUGAUAUUUGAUUAUUACUUGCUCAACUUAAUCCGGGAUAUUUUUAGCUGCUCUUUAUGCAACCCUUCGAAGUUUCUAGUUGGCCUGAAAAUCAGUUUAUCUUGGUAAAUUUCCAGUGUACUGAUUCGAACUUGUCAUUAAUCUUUUCCAUCUGCUUUUAUGCCUUCUAUUAGAGAGACCAACCGUAACUCCCAGCGCAAAUAGUAGUUAUUCUGGUAAGUAUCAAUUGUAAACCCUAUCAGUAAAGGAGUCCAAAAAGUGAUUUGAUAGGAAAUUAGAGUAUGAUGAGGUUGAGUCAUAAUACAAAGUAUGCACAGAUGAGCACAGUUAAGUGUAGAGUAGUUUUUUUUCCCCGAAUCGUCUCGCAACUUCCGCCGGCGGACUUCGGAGGAAGAAUAGGGCUGAAAUUGCAUGGAGUGGUUAAGUCAGUUUUAAAAAUGAUUGUGGAGUGGAAUGUACAAAGUUGAGCUCAGUGUACUGUAGAUGGUGUUCAAGGAGAAUGAAGUACUAGGAGAGUCUCAGCUACAGUAGCCUUGCGUGGGAUUGGCUUGUUGUAGUCUGUACUAGUGCAUCGUACGAUUAAGCUAGCUUGUUUUUUGGUGAGACAGUGUUUUAUUGGUGAGGAAAGGGUAACCUAACCUGAUUGCACUUAACUCAAGCCCCGCAGAACGGGUUUCUUCAGGUGAAAAGGUGUACGUGAUGUGGAAAUGCUCAAGAAGAAUAAUAAUACUUAGCGUCUGAACCAAAAAAGCUCUUCUUGUGAGGCAAAUUAGCACGCUGUUAAUUAUACAGUGUUCCUGGCUUUAAUUUGUUCUUAAUGUAAAAUGACAACAAAAGUAACAUAAUUAUAAUAUAAUUAUGAAUUCAUCCCACUCAAAGCCUUGAUUGACUGCAGGUUUCACCACAGCCAGAAUCUGAUAAGUCUUGUGCGACUCUUUUUCUUUUUUUUACUUACUAUAGCAUGCAUGCCUCAGAUGUCCCAUUUUCAUUAUUGCAGGUAAACCAAAUUCAACACAGGCUACAACAGUUACAACCAGUACAGUUUCUAAAGGUAAAAAGGCAUUAUUCAUGCAGCUGGGAUGAAAAAUUAGGGAUUAAAUCUAGGUACUUAAUGGUUAACAAAAAGAUGGAGUGUGAAGCUAGCUCCAUCAUAUUGGUAUAAAAGUAAUUCAGUCCAUCUGCAAAUUGAUUCACACAUUUAGUUUCACUUAGUUUUCUACUAAGCCACUACACAACAUGAGGCAGCUACAUAUAUAUCAUAGAUUGAUAUACACUCAGGUACUGUUAGCAAUUUUUUUUCUUGAAAUAGACAUUAUACAAGUCAAAUAUUGGGUUCUUGUAUUCAAAAGAUAUGUAGAAAUUUCUCAUGAAUGAUGCUUUUAAAUUGGAAAAUCCAUCCAUUUGUCAGUCACUCAGUCCGUUAAUCAACACAUGCAUGAAUUAUGUAAUGCUUAUUGAUUAAGCUGAAAGUUUAGCUUGAAUGCAUUUCUUUCAUGAUAUUCUCUGUUAACAUAUCCUAAUAAAUUAACCAAGUUGAACACACAAUUAUUUAUAUAAUCUCAAUUGUUACUUCUUCUAAAUCAUUAGUUGUACUUGCCAUUCUUUAACUUUUCUUUUUUUCUUUUGUAAGUACAGGUAGCACAAACCAUGCCGUCAUCGCAGGUUCAGUUUCUGCUGCAAUCGUAGUUGUCAUUCUGAUUGUUUCUUAGUAGUUUUCAGGACGCACAUAUUAAGAUUGUAUUAUUUUGCAUAUACUAGAACAUGAAGUGACUCGUCCUAAAUAAACUUUACAAAUUGAAUGUCUUGUAUAUGUAGUCAGAAUAAUUAUUUCUUUUUAAGGAAAAUUCAAAUGCUGUUAUACAGUUUCAAUGAGGGUAUAUUUUUGUAUUUUAAUGACCUUUUUAGUUAUCAGGUGCAUUGGAGUCAUUAUCCUUGUACUAAUUAUAAGUUUGAUGUAAGAAAAUUAAAUAUGGCUUUUUUUAAUGUAAACUGUACACUCAGAUAACUGUGUUAUAACAAUCAGGAGAAGUAUUGUUAGCAGGAGACAUUAUUAUAGAUGUGAUGAUGUAAUAAAUGUUUUCCCGUUUUGUUUGG